This is a messenger RNA of Mobula hypostoma (lesser devil ray), 735 nucleotides long. Its product is annotated as echinoidin-like. Lineage: Eukaryota; Metazoa; Chordata; Chondrichthyes; Myliobatiformes; Myliobatidae. The record is from RefSeq and is a predicted model, not a curated record. The transcript has 7 exons. Bases 139 to 735 code for a protein of 198 amino acids.
GCGAGUCGAAGGGGUACGGGUGGUCCCGAGGAGGUCCCGAGCUCCAACGUGUGCAGGAAGAAAUUGAACUUUGACAUCUCAGUAAGUGGAACGGUCAGUCUGCAAUAAACACCCAGCUCUAAAGUGAAGACACUGUAGAUGGGAACCUGUCAAUGCUCGACUGUCUGGCUUCUGAGUGACUUCACUUCUUCACCAAGAUGGCUAUGUCUCAAAACUUUGAGAUUCGAGAAAAGAAACAUGAUGCUGGUGUGGGUUUUGGUGGUGACUGCACUGCUUGUCAGUGAUGUGGCAGGGACAAACAAUUCCUUGGUUCUGAAGAGGACUCAGCGGGACCUUCAAAACUAUAGACUAUUCAGAGGACCCUGUGAGGAAAACUGGUUUCAUUUUCCUCUUUUAAACUCCUGUUACCGGUUUUUCAGUGACAAAAAGGCAUGGAUGGCAGCUGAGAAUUUUUGUAAUCAAGACGCAUAUUGUGGACAGCUGACUUCUGUGAACUCAGACGAACACAACACCUUCAUUUCUAAUGUGAUCUCUAUCGUGGACCAAAAAAAGCCAUGGGCUUGGAUUGGCCUGAAUGACAUUUACCAGGAAGGCACUUUCACAUGGGUUGAUGGAACUGCCUGCAAUUAUACAAGAUGGGAUGUAGCUCAGCCUGAUGAUUACCAAGGCAAUGAAGACUGUGCUCACAUUCAUCUUUCAGGUUACGCAGGAUUUGACAAAAGCCUUGCAGUGUAA